Messenger RNA from Lachnellula hyalina, 588 nucleotides. RefSeq names its product rRNA-processing protein (gene FCF1). Lineage: Eukaryota; Fungi; Ascomycota; Leotiomycetes; Helotiales; Lachnaceae. The record is from RefSeq and is a predicted model, not a curated record. Bases 1 to 588 code for a protein of 195 amino acids. The transcript has 7 exons. Gene Ontology annotation, cellular component: nucleolus; small-subunit processome.
AUGGGUACCGCAAAGAGAACUCGCAAAUUCGGCGCUGUCAAGCGAGUAAUCGGCCAAAACCACGCUGCGCUCAAGAAAAACCAAUCCAAAGGCGAAGAGGAAUCCAAGAAACAGGAGAAAGGCAGUGAGAUUGUGCGGGAAAUUCCCCAAGUGUCGUCGGCGCUCUUCUUCCAAUACAAUCAAGCUUUGGUACCGCCUUACUCGGUGUUGGUCGAUACGAAUUUCCUCAGUCAUACCGUGCAGAGGAAACUACCGCUGUUGGAGACGUUGAUGGAUACGUUUUAUGCGAAAUGUAUCCCCAUAAUUACUUCGUGCGUGAUGGCAGAGCUUGAAAAGCUAGGCCCACGCUACCGUAUCGCCCUCCGAAUAGCACGCGACGAAAGAUGGGAACGAUUGCAGUGCGAUCAUAAGGGUACAUAUGCAGAUGACUGUAUUGUCGAUCGGGUGAUGAAGAGUAGGAUAUAUAUCGUUGCUACAAACGAUAGAGAUCUCAAACGUAGAGUACGCAAGAUCCCGGGUGUUCCUAUAGUCAGUGUCGCGAGGGGCAAAUAUGCAGUGGAGAGACUUCCUGAUGCUCCCGAGAAGUAG